Emys orbicularis (European pond turtle) is the source of this 2877-nucleotide messenger RNA. RefSeq names its product EvC ciliary complex subunit 1 (gene EVC). Gene Ontology annotation, cellular component: plasma membrane protein complex; ciliary membrane. Gene Ontology annotation, biological process: smoothened signaling pathway. The transcript has 20 exons. The record is from RefSeq and is a predicted model, not a curated record. NCBI's taxonomy places the organism in Eukaryota, Metazoa, Chordata, Testudines, Emydidae. The coding region runs from base 1 to 2877 and encodes 958 amino acids.
AUGGCCUCUGCUGCUGGCGAAGCGCCGCCAGGGCCCUGCCGAGGGGAGAUCGGGCUGCAGUUCUGGGUGGAAGCCUUGCAGCUGGUUCCCGGCUUGCUGGCUCCCGCUGUGCUGCUGGGGGUCGCCUUGGGCGUCGGCGCCGCGCUCCUGCUGUGCUUCUAUGUGAUCGGGCCUCUUCUGCAAAACAAGAAAGAUGAUUCCCAAAGGCUUCUGGAAAGCUUUCACUCGGAUGUACACGGACAUCUUGAUGAAAAUGUACCCUUACCCAGAAAGAAGAAAACAGAAACUCAAAUGUCAGAGGAGGAAAUGGUGCUGGAAGGAAAUGAGUCUUCUUUGAACAGUAACAUCACAGCAUUUGCACUAAAAGCAAAAGUCGUCUAUCCAAUCAAUCAAAAAUUUAGGCCCCUGGCAGAUGGAUCAUCCAAUCCAUCUUUGCAUGAGAAUCCAAAGCAGGCUGUUCUGCCUAAUCAGAUAAUGGAAACUUCUACUUCAAGCAGCCUUGGAUCCCUGAGUCAUGGAGACAAGGAGGACUGUAGUUCAUCUACAACAAUACAUUCUGCAACUAGUGACGACAGAUUUCAGGACCGAGCCUUCCUGAAGGUGACCUGCUUCCCUGAAGUUCUGACUUGUGAGAGUUUUGAUGUUAAACUUUGCCUCUAUAGUCUUCUUUUGAAAGAAUUGCUGCUUCUUGAUACCGAACUAAGAAGGGAAAAACAGGUGGUAUUUAUUCAGGUUCUCAGAACAUACCUCUUUGAUUUUUACCUUAAAAAGAAGAUUACUGAAGAUUUGUACCAGAAGAUCAUUUUGACGCAAGAAACUGAUUUGGAAGAGUUACAGAAACAACUUACCUCCAGACUACUGAGUACUGAAAUGUCGGGCGCUCGUAAUUCAGACUACCAGACCUUAGAAGAUUUAGAAAGGAAAGAGAGAGAAUAUUCUGAACAUAUCAUAGAUAAUAUGGAAGCUUUCUGGAAGCAGGCAGACAAAGCCGAGCAGUUUCUCCUGAACCAGUCAAAUUGCUCAAGUGCCAAAAGAGGAAAGAUAAUGAUGAAUCUGACUGAGAGAAUGAUUGCAGUAGAAGGGUUAUUAAGCCAGUCUCAGGAUUUGCAAGCAAUGGACAUUCAGGAAAGAAUAUUUAAUUGGGAGCUAAUGGUGAAAAUGGUUGAUUUUUUGAAGACAAGGAUACAAGAAGAAACUAAAUGUAGACUAGAUGCUGUAGCUGGCAUAUUGGACCAGUUAACUAUAAAGAGCAACCUCUCUCUUUCGCAGAAGGAAGAGCUUUUAACAGGCCUGCACAAGGUUUUCUGGGAGCAAGUAGCACAUUACAAUAAUGAAUGUGUCCAACAAGGUAAAGACCUAAUCAUGAAACUCCUGGCAUGUCGUACAAGGAAGAUAAGAGAGCUCAAACAAGCUCAGAAGGAUGAACAAGGGGAUCUGCUCAGUAAAGCUCAGAAAAUAGGGGAACUUGAUGAGUUUCUGAAGGCCUGCCAUGAAAUGUUAGAGAAGCAGAGACAGACACUGCAUGAUCUGGAAGAAGAGGAUGACUGCCAAAGCACUGAGGCCGUUGCAGAGCUCCAUCAGGAACUGUGUUCUGGAACUUCCCAUGCUUUAGACGAGUUGGUGCAAGAGUUAUUUCUUCAGACUCUUCCUACCAAGACUGGUCUGUCUUUAAGAGAAUGUGAACUUCUAAAAGAAGAAUGUCAGGAGAAUUUGAUCCUUCAAUUAGAGAAAUGGGACAGCUGUAGACAAAAGCAGUGGAAGCUCUUCCAGGAACAACUGCAACAAGAAAAACAGCUAUGGACCAAGGAGUAUGCUCUGUCUGCUGUGAUGCAAAAACACCUGUCUGAGAAACAUGAGAAGAUUAUCCAAGGUGUUUUAAGCCGAUUAGGUGGCCUCAGUGAGGAGUCUGCUAAAUACAUAUUUCGGAAACACAGGCUCUUGCUGUGUUCAGUUCUCAGAAGGUUAGCUGUCCGAAACGUUGCUAUGGCUACUCUGACUCACAUGAAAAUGUCCCAGAAGAAAAGCUUGCUUCAGGAGCUAAGAGAACAACAUACUCUGCAAAAGAGUUCCUCACACUGUCAAGAUGAACACCAGUGGCAACUACAGAACGCAAUGGAAUCUCACAUUCUGGAAGAAGAGGAGAAGCUGGAGGAGGAAACUCAACAAACACGUUUGGAAUUUCAUCAGCAGUUAGUUGCAGAAAUCCAAGAAGCUCUUCAGCUUGUGCAGCAGCACAUGGAACAAGUGAUUGGGCAGGCCUUGCUCCAGCAUGCCCGGCAAGAAGCUGCUAAGCAAAGCUCUGAGGAUGGAGAGGACUUCAAGGAGAGACUGAUAGAAGCAGCUGUAGAGAGUGUAUAUGUGACCAGCAAUGGUGUCAAUAGACUGGUGCAAUGCUACUACCAGCAAAUAGAAAAAAUCAUGGACGGGCAUGAAAACAGAAAACUUCAACAGCUGAAAUCCUUUCAGGCAGAAAGGACUGAAAAUAACAGACUCAGAAAAAAACAAGAAGAAAAUGAACAAACAUUGAAAGAAAAAAUGAAUCAAGGCACCCUGAACACGUCAUCUGCAGUCCAUCAAAGGAUGUUGUUACAACAACAAAAAUUCUUGGCUCAGUUUGAUGUGCAGCAGCAGUUUCGUCUGGACUCCCUAAAACAGAAGAUAUUGGUAUUGCAUCAUCUAGAAACACAGCUUGAAAAUCAGCUAAAGCAAGCAGAACAGGAUUUCAUCACUGAGCUAGCUGCAUUGGCCCGACUUCCCCUCACAGUGCGCAAGCAGCCUUUAAAUAGGAGUGUACAAUCAGGAAAAAGCCAAAAAACAAAAAGGAAGAACUCCCAUUCCUGGGGAAAAGAGGAUUCUGGUGACUUCAAUGAAAAAUGA